GGUUUAUCUGAAGGCAAAUGCUUAAAGAGUGUUUGAGCUUAAUGCGUGGCUUACAGAGAGGCCGAGCUAUUUGACAAGAUGAGUUGCAUUCAAACAACUGCUUGCCUUCCUGCUGACAACGUCACAAGUAUAUGCUCUUCAUGGCAUGCACUUUCUAUGCCAUGGGAUGCACGUCAAUCCUUCAAGGCUUCUCUGAAAGUGAGUUCAUUUGCAUUACCUUACCGGAAUACAACAUAUCCUAAGGCAUCCUUGAAAUUGACUGCUGCUGCAUCUAGAUAUGAUCGAUGUGCACCUGUUUGUUUAUUUGGUUGGAAAGGGAAGUCAGAGAAUGACAAUAAGGCUUCUCUUUGGAAUGCUAUGGGAAGUUUGAAGAAAGAGUCAGUCGAGCAUGUAUUGCCGCAGCAAAUCCAAAAACAAGCAUACUAUGAUGAUGGAGGCAGUGGUAGGAAUCGUCCAGGUGGUGGGUGGUUCUGGUGGUUCAAAGGAUGA
This is a messenger RNA of Ilex paraguariensis (yerba mate), 489 nucleotides long. Lineage: Eukaryota; Viridiplantae; Streptophyta; Magnoliopsida; Aquifoliales; Aquifoliaceae. The record is from the annotation of a GenBank genome assembly.